AUGGAUCCCACAGUAUUCCUUUUUCUGCUCUUGAAAAGCCUCACCCAGUACCCACAGCCUGUGGCUGAUGCACUGGAUGAGGAAACGAGUCUGCGCAUGCAAGCGCGUGCACAACACCUGGAAUGGGAGAGACUUCAGCUGGAGCAGGAGGUGGAACAGCUGCCCCAGAAGCAGAAGCCACUCUUGCAGCUCUUAUCUGUUGCUGUGCUCCUGGUCCUGCUCUUGGUCCUGUGGUUUACCGGGUGGAAAAACAGCCUGAGGAGAGAGGAGGGUGAAGAAGCAAACCGGGGUGCAAAUGAAGAGGAAGUGGACAAUGUUGCCGCAAAUGAAGAUGACGAUGUUGGAAAUGAAGAUGACAAUGAGGCUGAAAUUGUGGAAAACAACGACGAUGUUGUAAAUGAAGUGCAAGAAGAAGACGAUUUUGAGCGUGAUGAUCGCGUUGGACGAGUUAUAAUGGAGCGCAUCCAGUGGCCUGUACAGGACCUGCAGGCAGGCUGUCACUGGACAACUCACCUGAUGGACAAUUAUACGGUUUUUUUUGGCCACAUCUUGGCAAACAGUUUCUACCCAGUCCUGGAACGAGCCAUCGGGGUGGGCAGUGCCUUUGAAGGCUGGAGUCCCCGUGAGCAGGAUGUCGUCUACCGCGUGCUCAUACCCAUGGAACCUCCCCGAGGCCACAGCUUCCACCUGGAGCUGGACAGUGCAGGGCAGAGGCAGGUGAGGAACUUCCGUGUCCGCGUGCAGCUGGAGUGCAUCUGCAGCAGGGAGCAGCAGGCUGGGGACAUGCUGUGCUUCCUGCAUCACCCCAAAGAGGAGCUGAGGAGGAAUCAGGAUCCCAGCCUCCUAGACACCCUGUGCACCGGCUCCUACCUUGACGUGCACAAAACGGCCCGCUGGUUCCGGCAGCUGGUGAAAGCAGUCUGGCCAGCUUUGCCUCAGUCACACAACUGGCAUUUAGUGCUGCUGCCCUCCACACGCUCCUGCCAAUUCAAGGCGACGAACAGAGAAGCAAGCUUCAGGAUUGAGAUGCUGUUUGGGGUGCAGAGAGGUGACUCAGCCGUCUUUGUCAGCAGCCAGACUAGAGAGGCCCACACAGCAAGCACAAUCUGGCCCGAGUCUUACGCUGUGGCAGAGGCUGAGUUCUUCAAGCUCAUUGCCAGGCGGGCUCCCCCUGACAGCUUGCACCUCAAAUGCCUGCAGUUCUUCACCCGUCUUCAGCUGGGCUUCGACUUCUCCACCUACACCAUGAAGACCAUUGUCAUGCACCUGCUCAACGUCACACCCAUCUCAAUGUGGCGCAGGAGAGAUCUCCUGCAACGACUAGAGGAUAUCAGCGAGAGCCUGCACUUAUGUUUGCAAGCAAAACACCUCAACCACUUCAUUGUGGGUAACCAGAGGCUCCCUAAGGACAUCAUUUUACCGCCAGAUGUUCGGACGGCUGAGACAUACAAUCUCCUCCAUCACCUGGCGCAGCGGCCGGAUCUCCACACCCAGGCACUCUAUGAGUACCAGGUUCUGCAGAAGUGGCUGAAGAGAAUCCUUCUUGCUGAAGACUGA
This is a messenger RNA of Motacilla alba alba, 1557 nucleotides long. Its product is annotated as inositol 1,4,5-trisphosphate receptor-interacting protein-like 1. NCBI's taxonomy places the organism in Eukaryota, Metazoa, Chordata, Aves, Passeriformes, Motacillidae. The transcript has a single exon. Bases 1 to 1557 code for a protein of 518 amino acids. The record is from RefSeq and is a predicted model, not a curated record. Gene Ontology annotation, cellular component: membrane.